Molecule: messenger RNA, 1326 nt
Organism: Effrenium voratum
Lineage: Eukaryota; Dinophyceae; Suessiales; Symbiodiniaceae
Source: the annotation of a GenBank genome assembly
GCUCCAUGGUUUCUCGAUCACCUCAUAGAACAUAGGACGCAUAGCCCAUGUGCUCCGCGAGUCCUUUUUGCCUUUCGUUCAGCGGGGCUUGUGGAUUGAGCUGAGCGGGCGCCCGAGCGGGCGUGCCAUGGGUGCGCUGUUAGCCGGCCCGGCGACUCAAAAGGACUCCGGCGACGGCAGGUCGUUGAGCAAUGGCCUGGAGUGGGGCUACAGCGCCAUGCAGGGCUGGCGAGACCGAAUGGAAGAUGCCCACCUUGCCAUCGGCUCCCUGAGCUCCACCUUCAGCUGGCAGGAGACCUCCUUCUUCGCCGUCAUGGAUGGGCAUGGCGGCGAGCAUGUGGCGCAGUUCUGCCGACACCACCUACCCUCCGAGCUGAUGCAGUACAGAGGGCAGGACCUCGGCGAUGCGCUGGUGCGGGCCUUCCACCGCAUGGACGAGCGGCUGCUGGAGACGUCUCCCGAGGAGCUCAAGUCCAUGGGCCACGGCGCCUUCAAGAACUGGGCGAAUCCGGACCUCAUGGGCUGCACCGCCGUGGCCGCGGUGGUGCGGCCGGAGGUGAUCGUAGUGGCCAACGCCGGGGACAGCCGAGCUGUCCUGUGCAGAGGUGGCAAAGCCAUCGACAUGUCCGAGGACCACAAGCCCAACAACCCCGUGGAGCUGCAGAGGAUCCUCAAGGCGGGCGGAGCUGUGCUGCAGCAGCACUUGGGCAACCACGUGCACUACAGAGUAAAUGGGAACCUCAACCUCUCACGCUCCAUUGGCGACCUGCUGUACAAGCAGAACGCAAACCUGACAGCGCAGGAGCAGGUCAUCGUUUGCCACCCAGACGUCCGGUACUUCCCCCGCCAGGCAGACGAUGAGUUUAUGAUCCUGGCGUGUGACGGCGUGUGGGAUGUGCUUAGCAGCCAGGAGGCGGUGGACUUUGUGCGCAUGCGCCUGGGCAGCUUUCGGGACCUGGCCUUCCGGCUGCAGGAGAGCAGAUUGCGGCUGUCAUCCAUCAUCGAGGAGAUGCUGGAUGCCUGCCUUUCGCCGGACCUGGCCCAAACCAUGGGUCUGGGAGGCGACAACAUGACGGCGGUGCUGGUGGUGUUUACAGCCUCCCGGCAGGCCGGCUGGCUGGACAGCUCGGUGGUGCCGGCGGCGUCCUGGAUGUGCCCGUACCGCUGAGAAGCACUGAGUUGUCGUGUGGAUAAGAGCCAAGCAAAGUCUUGCGGAUGAGCCGAGCACGAAGUGCCAAACGCCAAAAUCUGUAAAGCCAUGGCUUUUGCCACAGCACAGGUCUCACCCUAGUCAGGGCGCGCGCGGUGCACGCGCGCAAAAUGGCA